GAAUGGACAGUAUUUGCAUGGAAUAAUUGACGAGAUGACCAGUACGCAUAAUAAUGUGCAAAAAAUAUACGAAGCCGUUUCGCUUUCAAAGAGAACCAGUUUCAUCUGAGAAAAACUCGAUUAUCCUUCGACGUUGGAGAUUUUGCGAAAUUGUGAUCCGACGCAGAGCCGCGAACGAACGGUGCGAUGUCGGUCGUGUUGCGGCAUUUUAGGUGGAAAUAGUUGAAAGGUUAUCCAAUCUUAUUAUUUGUUUAAAUUUAUUUGUUGUAGCGGUUCAGUUGUGAGAGAUUUGUUGAACAAUGACGUCCCCGAUUGGAAAGACAGUUUUAUAUUCGUACUGGAGAAGCUCCUGCACUUGGAGAGUUCGAAUAGCCUUGAAUUUGAAAGAAAUCCCCUACGAGAUCAAACCGGUUUCUUUGAUAAAAGCUGGAGGGGAGCAACACAGCAAUGAAUACAGGGAAAUCAAUCCGAUGGAACAGGUCCCUGCUUUGCAUAUUGAUGGUGCAACCCUCAUAGAAUCGCUAAAUAUUUUGCAGUACUUGGAAGAAACCAGACCCCACAGGCCUCUGAUGCCUAACGAUUGCAUCAAAAGAGCCAAGGUAAGAGAAAUUUGCGAAGUGAUAGCCUCGAGCAUACAACCCCUUCAGAAUUUGACUGUUCUUAUAAUGGUGGGCGAGGAGAAAAAAGACGAAUGGGCGAAACAUUGGAUCAAAAGGGGUUUCAAAGCAGUGGAAAAAUUACUGGCAUCGAGCGCCGGCAAGUACUGCGUCGGUGAUGAAAUCACCAUCGCCGACUGUUGUCUCGUUCCGCAAGUUUUCAAUGCUAGAAGAUUCCACGUCGACCUCAGGCCUUAUCCCAUAAUUUUACGAAUCGAUAGAGAACUCGAGAACCACCCGGCUUUUAGAGCCGCCCAUCCGAGUAACCAGCCCGAUUGUCCACCGGAGGCAGUCAAAUAAAAAUGACAAGAGAGCAAAAAUCAAAUUAAUUACAUUAUUUUGUUUUUGGACUCAUUGCUUAGACUUAUAUUGAGUACGUCGUUAAAAAAUGCUUUAUAAUUUUGUACAGCGUUGCGAUAUUUUAUGAAAAUAUAUUCUAAUAAUAUAAUUAUAGGUAUUCGAUUUGUAUGAAAUAGAUGGGAGCAGCUCAAAAACACUUAAGAUAGCGAAUUGUUUUGGUAAUUUACCACACAUAAUUGAGCUGCGCUCAUUCUAGAAAUAUAUAUUUUUUAAAAUUUAUCUAAUAUAAUAUUUAAUUUUAUUAUUUUAAAUUAAAUUGUAAGUAGUUUAUUUAGUUUAUAGUAAUUUCUACAAUAUAUUAUAUUUUCUACGCUAAUUACUUAAUAUAGAUUCAUUAAAAAUGAUUAUUAACUACCUCAUGAUGUGUUAAGUCUUAGUUUAUUAUAAUUUUAGUAAAGUAAAGAAGGUUUGUUUCAGACUUGGUUUUGUACAUUUUAGUUUUAUUAAAUUUUAGCCUAAAUUGGUGGUACAACCGAAACCCGCAAAAAUAUACAGGCUGUUCCAUAAUGACAUGUUAAUAUUUAAGGGGGUCAUUAUUGGACCCAUUUAAAA
Molecule: messenger RNA, 1568 nt
Organism: Phyllotreta striolata
Lineage: Eukaryota; Metazoa; Arthropoda; Insecta; Coleoptera; Chrysomelidae
Source: the annotation of a GenBank genome assembly